GUGAGGUGUAAAAGAUGAAGAAGAAGAUUGUGUGUGUUAUGCAUCUUCCAUGGCCUGCCAUUGUGCUUGCUAUGCUUUCUUCCUAUCACCACAGAGGGAUUUCCUCGACAAAACAAAGUUUAAACCAUCAUGCAGAUCCAGUCCUGUUCUCCUUUCUUCCAUAAACAAUACUGGAGUCUCCUACAAUCCUCUUGUCUAUGAGACUGCUAGGCUUUUGGGUCCUCCGGCAAGAUUCGAAGCGUCAAAGCUGAAAGUAAUUUACAUGGGAGAAGACUUGAACAAGUAUUCAGGAAUUAUUCCAAGAACCUACAUCCUUUCCCACUGUGACUUCACUGCUAACUUAACCUUAACUAUCUCUAAUGUCAUCAACCUUGAUCAGUUGAAUGGAUGGUAUAAUAAGGAUGAUGUAGUUGCAGAAUGGAAGAAAGUGAACGAUCAAAUGUGUCUUCAUGUCCAUUGCUUUGUCAGUGGUCCCAAUCCCCUGCUAGACCUGGCUGCUGAGUUUAGAUACCACAUAUUCUCGAAGGAAUUGCCUUUGGUGCUCAAAGCUGUACUACAUGGAGAUUCAGUACUUUUUGGAGAGCAUCCGGAGUUACUCAAUGCUUUGGUGAGGGUAUAUUUCCAUUCUAGUUUGCGAAACUACAAUCGGACAGAAUGUUGGGGUCCUCUAAAGAAUGCUGCAGAGGGAAGACAAGGGGACCAAACCCAAGGGUUAUUAAGUGGAAGUGAAGAUGGUUUAAAGCAGAAGUGGAGACGCCCAAAAUCCAUCAUCCAAGCUCUUUUUGCCUUCCUUCUUUGAAGUACUGCACAUAACAGGCCGGCAGCUUAAAUCAUAAACGGUUUUUCUAAUCUUCAUGCCACAGAGGCAGCAAAUUUCAGGUGACUGGGCCAAAAUCAGGAUUCAUUAUUCUUGGUGAAGCCCUUAAGAAGCUCUUAGGGGAAGUGAUAAAGGCCAAGAUCACAUAAGAAAUGUGGAAGUACUUGAUUCUUUACAAUUCACACACUCAUUCAAAUGGAAUAUUGACACACAAUUCUUGUGUAACUGAGACGAUUUUCUUUAUUUGUUGAAUCAGAAAAGGCCUGAUGUCUUUGGUUGGA
This is a messenger RNA of Juglans microcarpa x Juglans regia, 1098 nucleotides long. RefSeq names its product magnesium dechelatase SGRL, chloroplastic-like. NCBI's taxonomy places the organism in Eukaryota, Viridiplantae, Streptophyta, Magnoliopsida, Fagales, Juglandaceae. The record is from RefSeq and is a predicted model, not a curated record. The transcript has 5 exons. The coding region runs from base 50 to 799 and encodes 249 amino acids.